Cottoperca gobio is the source of this 2500-nucleotide messenger RNA. RefSeq names its product FA complementation group C (gene fancc). The record is from RefSeq and is a predicted model, not a curated record. The transcript has 15 exons. Gene Ontology annotation, biological process: cellular response to oxidative stress; interstrand cross-link repair; nucleotide-excision repair. The coding region runs from base 180 to 2054 and encodes 624 amino acids. Gene Ontology annotation, cellular component: Fanconi anaemia nuclear complex. NCBI's taxonomy places the organism in Eukaryota, Metazoa, Chordata, Actinopteri, Perciformes, Bovichtidae.
AGUCUUCGACCCUACACGGAACUUCGAGAGAAGAGGGAAGUUCAGUUUGUUUACAUCGUUAGAGGAAACCUCUUGUCUGAAGACAUAUAUAAUGAAUGGAUAUAGUUGACUUCUGCUCUGUGGAGAUUUCAGUUUGAUGACUGUACGUCUUGUUUGCAUUUGUGUUUUUUAUCAGCAGAAUGUCUCAGCUGCAGCCACAGAACCAGCUCCAACAGACAUCAGAGCCCCCGCUGAACGUCCAGGAGUUGCAGUUCUGGCUUGACAAAGCAGCGGCCUGGGGCCAGGCUGACAGCCCCGACACUCGGAAAGACACCUGCCUGCACUUGAGCAGACUGAAGGAUUACCUCCAGCUACUCCUCACACAUAUGAACAACAUGAGCUCCACAACAGAGAGAAUGAAGACGCUGCCCCUCCUCGGCCAGUUUCUUGGCCGACUCUGCUGGAACCCUUAUGUCACUGCUGAUGCUACGGGCAGAAGGCUGCUGUUGCAGUGUCUGUGGGGACUCUACUCAGAGCAUCCAGGCAAUGCUUUGGAAAGAAAAGCCAACCAGUGGAUACGGAAAGUGCUGUGUCAGCUUGCUACAGAAGAAGAUGACGAUGCUGCAGCGCUGGCAUUAAUGAAGCGAAUGGGUGUAUCGCCUAAAGAAUACCAUCUCAAAGUUCUGAAAAUGAUGGUGGCACUGCUGCAGGAAAACAUUGGGAAGAGCUGCCGUUCUUUGGUCGAUUUAAAUCAGAGGUGUUCAUGUGACAACAUUCGGGCCACAUCAGAGGCUUGUGUUCCCCUGGUCACUUGUCCCGAGGCGGCUCUUCUCAUUGGUGCCCUGCUGCAGCAGCCAAUGACUUGUGUCAGGGCAGCACUCAGUCAAGACUUCCUGGAUGCUCUGAGCUCUGCCUACUCCAGCCAAUGCAUUUCACUGGAGGAGCAAGCAGUAGUCUCUCUGUGGUAUCACAACCUGUCCAGCCUGGAGGACGCAGUCCUCAGUCUGCUGGAGUGUGUUCUCACCAACACAGGGUCAACGCCACAAGAGCUAAAGCAGCAACUGGCACAGUCUCUGCUGCCUAAAGCCUGUGCUCAGCACUGCUCCAUAUUCUUGGUUGCAAACGACAUCUUCAGGUCCUUCCUUAAGCAAACCGAAGGGAACGAGUCUGUUAAGUAUCUCAUCCAAACCUUUUCCAGCUGUUUCCUCAGAGAACUGGCCCGUCUGCAGCACAAGACGAGUGGAUCUUGGAAGGCCUUGUUCCCGCAGUCACCUCAGAGUCUGCUGGUUCCUCUCUUGACCCGGCCGUCAGAGAUGCCUCGGGAGGCUUGGAAACAUCACCUGAACUGGCUCAGCGGCUCAUUACAGACGCUGACUGAGGAAGAAGAGGAGGGAGAUGGAGACGGCAGCAGAAGCACCAGGUUGGAGGGGCACCACAAAGUGUUCGAGGCCUGGUUCCUGCUGAUUCAGUGUGCCCACUGGGUGCAGGUGGCUGUCUGGCUGCUGGUCACAUCGGAUCCCGAGGACUGUGGCCCCCUCCUGUGGCUGCUCACCUUCUACCACCACCCCACCAACAGGGGGCACCACAGAGCAUCACAGCUGGUACAUGCCAAAGAAGCAUGGGACCACCUCCACUCCCUGUACUCGGUCUCAUCUUGUCCUCUUCCCGUUGACCGCUUGCAGUCAUUGGUCACUCUGCUGUCACCACAGCCUGAGCGGCCAUCACUGUCUCCAUUAUUCAUCCUCAACCUCUUAGUCAACUUUGCUGUUUUCUUCCAACAGUCGCUGAGUGGAUCAGCAGAGAUUUUACAGACGGUGGUGAACCGGUCCGGUCUGGUUAAUGAAGCAGCGUGUGUUCUCCGCUCACUGGAGCUCAGACUCAACGAAGAUAGCUGCUUAUCAAGCGACACUAACAGAGUUCAUCUCAGGAUCAACGCACUUCAAAACACACUAACACAUAUGCAUGCAGCAUCGGAUCCUGCAGGGAACCAAGCACACGCACACAUUAAUGCACAGAACCAGACAGCAGUGAGUUCAUCCUCCACUCCACCAGGAUCCUUGCAGAAUGACAAAUAGCCAGGCUCUUGUGUAGAUAUGAUGCAGUGCAAUGACAGGAGUGUGUCAAAACAGCACACCAGGGACAGAUUAUGUGGAGAAACAACAAUUAUACGCACACACACAACACAACUACAAGGACACUUGAGCAGUGACAGAUCACACUGCAAAGAAGCAGCAGCUCGUGCAGCGUGUCGGAGUCCUCCCACUCGUAUCAUUUCCUCACAAAACAAAUCCUUCACGUUACACAUGCUGACUGGAAGACAUUUCGCUUUGGAGAUUAGGCACUUAUCUUUGUAUAAAUACUAUUUUUGUUAAAAUGUUUAUAUGGAAAACAUUUAGACAGUACUGUGCGUAUGAUAAAAUAUAAAUACUUAAAUGUAAUGUCACUUCUUUCCUUGUGUACAUUGUUUAUAUUCAUUAUUUAUAAAGAUGGAGAAUGUCUCUAUGUUCUUUAUUUAACAUUA